AAAAUUUGAUCUGCCUGAUGGUGGAACUGUUCUAUUGCCAAGUAGCAUUUUCAUGUUUGGAGAACUUCUCGAGUUGAAAUUUCGUGGAUAUAAGAGUUUGCUAUUAUCUAAUGAAGGUGGUGUGGAGCAAAUGCCCUCAGUGUCAGCAUCAUCAACCACAAAACGCAUUGAUUUGUCUUCAUGCAAUAUGUCAGAUAAAUUCCUCCAAAUAUUUAUCUCUCAAUUUUCUAAUGUGCAAGAGUUGAACUUGUCAGAAAGUCAUUUCACAAUUCUCCCAGAAUGUAUCAAAGAUUGUCACCUUUUGAGAAUUCUAUAUCUGACUAGCUGUAAGAAUCUUCAAGAGAUUAGAGGGAUUCCACCCAACAUAGAAAUCUUGAAUGCAACUGACAAUACAUCCUUGAAUUGUUCAAGUAGAGAAGCAUUAUCAGAUAAGAAAUUGCAUGAGGAGGGUAGAAAGAGGAGAUUCAUUUUGCCAGGAACAAGGAUACCAAGUUGGUUUGAGCAUCAGAGGAGUGGAGAAUCAGUUUCUUUCUGGUUCCGUAAUAAGUUCCCUGCCAUAUCACUUUGUUUUCUUUUCACGGAAGCACUUGAAUUUGAUGAUCAAUGUUCUCUUUUCCCUCAUUUAAAAUUGGUCACCCAUGACAAUGACAAUGGUGGGUGCAUAUUUAGUGAUCAAAAUGAAAGUUGCCCGCGUGCUACUCGCGGCCAUAUGAGGAUUUAUGAUUUAGAAGAUGAUGAGGGUCAACAGUUUCAACAAAAUGAAUGGAAUCAAGCGGUGGUCUCUCUUUCAGUUGAAGAUAAGUCUGGUGAGAGGGAACUGAGGCCAGAGGAGUGGGGCAGCAUAGAAAUUUGAGUGCAUAUAAUAGAAGAAAGAAGUAGCAUGGAUGAUAUCCAAUUCACUCUUCCACUUUUGGACAAAGAUCAUCAUAAAGCACUGCACAUGAAAGAUUCUCACAAGCAUCAUAUGCAGUAACAACAAACAAGUUUGCCUUCAUUGCAACCGGUUGAUAAUCUGAAUUGGGACCCUCGUUCCUACAUCGUUCGCAGACUUUACAUUAAACCCAAUAGAUCAGAGCUCGCGUUAUGGUCUCCUGUCACCGAUGUUUCUUUAUGCAUCACUCAGACCCAAGACCACAUGCCAUCUUCAAAAAAGGCUCCAGGUGAAUCUUCUCGUACCUCGUGUCGUGGGGAUACUCUAAAUAUUCAUGGCUCAAGUCCCCUGUCAUUAAGUGGCAAGGCUAGUGAAGAAGAUGUACCUUCAAUAUCCAGUUAUACUGCUUCAUCAACAUCAACUGACAAAUAUUUGGGCUAUGAAAAUGUAACAAGUGAUGAUGAUGAUGUAGAAAUGAAUGCCUUUUAUGCUUCACUAGAUGUUUCUGGCAUCCCUAUGCUUCCUUGUUCCCGUGAUAAGUUGGUCACCACCACUGUUUCGAAAGAUAAAGAGGCCAGAGAAGCAUUGAGAUCAGUACAACACGUCAUCUCGCAUGAUGCUUCAGUUUUGCUGCAUCCUGAAUUGUGCAGUAUCUUGAAAGCCAACCUAGAUCACCUCUGCAAGUUAUCUGCAGAUCAUGGCAGAAUAUCAAGAGAAGCUAGCAAAGUGAUAUCAGAAGCUUCACGGGUUUUGACUCAUUGGAGUAGGGACUACAGUGAAGGAAGUGUGACAAUUGAUUCUAUAAUGUCCCAUUUGCAGAAAGCUGAUGAACUGGAAAUGAGUCUGGAAAGUAACAAGAAAAGGUUCUUGGAAGUUGGGCAACUCAAUGUCGAUAAAGCUAUGUCUGUUUCUCAAAUCGAAGCUGGCAUGUUUCGUAAGAGAAAGAGAGAGAUUUUUGAGGAAGGAAAGACAGUCAAAACUCAGUUGGACGAGUUAAAGAAGAAUUUACUGCAAUGGGAACAUGAGCAUACUUUGGCAAAGAAAACUCAGGCAACAAUCGUAGCUGAAUGGUCAAGACUGCGAGAGAAUUUUUAAAAUAUUGAGAAAGACUGGAAUUUUUAAGAACUCCACUAGAGUUCUCAUCAUAAAUGAUGAAUCUAAACGAUUGUAGAAUUGUGCAUUUCUCAUUUAUGGUUUGCUAACAUUUGAAGGUGGCCAAAUGCUUAUGG
Arachis duranensis is the source of this 2100-nucleotide messenger RNA. RefSeq lists its product as uncharacterized. The transcript has 4 exons. The record is from RefSeq and is a predicted model, not a curated record. Lineage: Eukaryota; Viridiplantae; Streptophyta; Magnoliopsida; Fabales; Fabaceae. The coding region runs from base 1136 to 1966 and encodes 276 amino acids.